Molecule: messenger RNA, 1148 nt
Organism: Carassius carassius (crucian carp)
Lineage: Eukaryota; Metazoa; Chordata; Actinopteri; Cypriniformes; Cyprinidae
Exons: 6
Coding region: 6-1148 (380 amino acids)
Source: RefSeq, a predicted model, not a curated record
CUGACAUGUUUCCUGAUGUGCAGCAGUCUUCAACACCAGUAAGGGGCUCAGUCUUCAGGCCCAGUAAGAGACCUCGUCUGGUGUUAGAUGAGGAAGAAGAAUCAGAAUUAAAUGUCGAACCCACCGAUUCCACAUAUAACCCAGAUUCUGUUGUUACUGAAGAAUCAGAAUUGGCGAUAGAUCCACAGCCCGACCACAGCGAUAACAAAUACAUUGUUUUUGAAAGCUGUCUUCGAGAGCUGUUUGUGUCCUGUCCAAUUUGUAAGACAAAGUGUGUUGUCCAGAGCAGACGAAGGGGGACUUUUGUUGCAUUCACCCAGCUUUGUGAAAAGUGUAACUACUACAGACAGUGGCAGAGCCAGCCCAUUGUAGGGAGUACCCCACUUGGAAACCUGCUAUUGUCUGCUGCAACGUAUUUUACCGGUGGAUCUUUUAAACAACUAGAGAAGAUUUUCAAGGCCAUGAAGCUCCAGAUGAUGCAUUUCGUAACUUUUAGGAUUCAUGCCAGGAAUUUCAUUGAGCCUACCAUAAUACACAAGUGGAACCAAGAUCAACUGAAUCUUAUAAGACAGCUGCAAGAGGGAGGAAAUGUUGCUGUGGCUGGAGAUAUGCGUGCUGACACGCCAGGACACUCAGCAAAAUUUGGCAGCUACACCAUUAUGCACAUGGAAACCAACAAAAUUCUGGAUCUUCAACUAGUUCAGAACAACGAGGUUGGUGGAAGUUAUCAUAUGGAAAAGGAGGGAUUGAAGCGUUGUCUCGAUAAGCUCGAGUCUAAUGGUUUAGCUGUUGACUACAUCGUCACCGAUCGCCAUCCGCAGAUUCAGAAAUACCUGAGGGACUGCAAUAUCACUCAGUUCUAUGACGUGUGGCACUUUGAGAAAGGUUUAUCUAAGAAACUUGACAAACUUUCAAAAAUGAAGGACUGUGAGGUGCUGAAAAAAUGGUUGCACAGCAUCAAAAACCAUGUUUACUGGAGUGCGAUUUCCUCUGAGUCUGGGCCAGAAAAGGUGGCGAAGUGGAAUUCACUGCAGAACCACAUCCAAAAUGUACAUGUUCAUGAGAACCACCUCUUCCCCAAGUGUGAACACCCAGACAAAGUUUCCAGGAAUCCAAAAAAAUGGAUCCAACCAGGUAUGACUGUAUAG